CACCGUUAGAGUAACGCGUUACUUCCGUUACGUUACUACGCAACACUGAUUAUUAGUUUGUCAUAUUGUGUCAAUAAUUAAUUUUUUUUUUUAAAAAGAGGGAUGUUAUGUUGGUACCACUGUCCUUCUACGUGUGUGUGCGUGUGUUUGUUUUGUGUGUGUGUGGGUGUGUGCGUCGAGAGAAAAGACGGCAUAUUAUAUUAUAUUGUUUUUAUAACGACCACACAUCUGCUGUUCUCAUGUCAGACAUCAGACGUCAUCCUAUACCAGAAAGGUUAUUCAAAAAAGUUAAACAAUUAUAUUUUUAAAGGUCAUACAAAAUUGACACAGAAUCGAAAUUUUUAAAGAAGACGAUGAAUUGUUUAAAAGCAGUUAUUUUAUUAUGGACCGGCAUCAUAGUUUUCCAUGCAUCGGUGACCGCUAUUGUGGUUGAUGAUAUGGAAAUAAGUGCAGUAAAAAUAAACACUUGUAGAGGAGUGUUUGAAAGUUUUGAAGUAGAAUUUGCUUUAAUACGUAAUGAGAGGACCCAGCAACACUUGUAUUGGGCAGGCAUCGAUCCAAAAAGUACUCAUGGAGCACGAGAACGUUUAAUAAUAACUUUUAAACAAUCGCCGUGUAAUGAAGAAAUACAGAGUAAAUUUCAAAAAAUUGAAUCGCCUGUAAAGGUCUAAAAAGAAGAAUACUGGAGUUAACAGCAAGCAAUUACAAUUCAAUCCAUCACAAAAUGAAAUGUCAAAGAAAUUAAUAAAUGGAUAGGUAUUCAUACUUAUAACUUUUUUAUAUAAUUAUUUACA
Molecule: messenger RNA, 794 nt
Organism: Acyrthosiphon pisum (pea aphid)
Lineage: Eukaryota; Metazoa; Arthropoda; Insecta; Hemiptera; Aphididae
Exons: 4
Coding region: 354-671 (105 amino acids)
Source: RefSeq, a predicted model, not a curated record